This is a messenger RNA of Octopus sinensis (East Asian common octopus), 770 nucleotides long. RefSeq names its product NADH dehydrogenase [ubiquinone] 1 beta subcomplex subunit 5, mitochondrial. The transcript has 6 exons. Bases 37 to 618 code for a protein of 193 amino acids. The record is from RefSeq and is a predicted model, not a curated record. Lineage: Eukaryota; Metazoa; Mollusca; Cephalopoda; Octopoda; Octopodidae.
UGUACGCAUCGUAAGCGGCCGCACACUGUCGGCAACAUGGUGGCCUUUAGUCUGUUGCGAUUCUCCUCUCGGCAAGGAAGCCUGCUUCUUCGGCUGAACAAACCAGUUUCCACUCUACAAACAUUAUUAAAAGCUCCAGGAGUCACCUCUGCUGUUGUCCGGCAUAUGGGAGCUCAUAAACAUGUUAUCCCCAUACAACCAUCAAGAUUUGAAUGGCAUCGAUUCAGAAAUGAUUUCCAUUUCUUUACAUUGCUCGGUGUCGUACCUCUUGGACUCCUCACCAUUUAUGUGAACCUCUUUGUCGGCAAUGCCGAACUUGCUGAUAUUCCUGAGGGUUAUGAGCCUGAAGACUGGGAAUAUUCCAAGUCUCCCAUUUCGCAGUUCUUGUGCAAACGGCUUUAUGAUCCAAUGCAGAUGUCAUAUGAAAAGAGAUUGCAUCAUCUACAUGAAAAGAAUGAGCGACGCAAACAAAAGCUUCUGGAGAGGGAAGUCCAUGAGGUGAUGGCCAGCAAACAGGAUUACAUGGGUUGGUAUUACGUUCCAGUCAGCAAAUCAUAUGUCGAUGAAGGCAAGAAGUUUACCAAAGACGGUGCAAGAGACUAUGGCCUCGAAGAAUAGUCAGCAGAUGUCAGAGAGAUAUAAAUAUUGCACUGGAAUUUUCUAGAAGACCAGACAUCAAAAGAAUUUCCUCCCCCCACUUUUUUUUUUUGCCUUUUCAGAAAAUUGUUAGCAAUUAUAACUUUUAUUAAAUAUAAAUUACUUUAUCAAAA